AUGGUGCGAAUAGUUGACGACGUUUCGACCGAAAUGCCCGAUUUAGAGCACGCCAUCAGGCUUACCGGUUACGGCAUAUUCCACUACGAGAUCCUGGCGGUAUGCGCGUUGUCCGUACUAUGCCUAGGAUUCCAAAACGGUCUAUCCUCGUACGUAUUCCCGGCUGCCCAAUGCGAACUGGACCUGACUUCGUUCGAGAUCGGGAUUCUGAACGUCGCGUUCCUUGUCGGAGGAGUGACUAGCUGCUUCCUAUGGGGCGGCCUCGCGGACAACGUUGGUCGAAAGCGAGUCUUGGUCGUCAGUCAUUUGGCCAACGCCGUCGUCACGAUCUUCUGCGCCGUCCUACCCGGCACCCUGACGCUGAUUGCGGGCAGAUGUUUGAACGGAUUUUUUGCCGGCGCGCCUGGCAGCAUAAUUUUCUCCUACGCGGCUGAAUUUCAACCCACCAAGUACCAGUCGGUUGUCGUAUGCUGCUGCGGCAUCGUCUUCACGAUCUCGUGGCUCCUGCUUCCGUUCCUCGCGUACGUCAUCCUACCUCUGCCCAUACAAUUGACCACAACGACAGUGUUCGUCCUGCUGCCCUGGCGGCUGUUCCUGCUGACCCUCGGCUUCCCCGAACUAAUGACGGGGCUGUGGUUCCUGAGAAUGCCCGAGAGCCCCAGGUUCUACAUGGCCAAGAAAAUGCCCAAGGAAUGCCUAGAGGUACUGAGGCUCAUGUACUCCCGCAACAAGGACAAACGUCCAGAGGACUAUCCGGUGAAUCGUCUUCAUACUCAUUCCGUGGAAGACGAAACCAAGAUGGCGCAACAGAUCGCGAGUCUGGUCAAAGCGCCACUGCUUAAACUGUCUUGCUUGAGCUGUGCGAUCAUGUUCGCGAACAUGUUCGGGACGUUUGGACUGGGUCUCUGGUUGCCAGAAUUCUUUGUGCGUUUCCGUCAAUUCGAGCUACACCACCCCGACAGGCCCGCCUCAAUUUUGGAGUUGUCGAGUCACGUGGAUAAGAACGUUACGUGUCAGCCAACCUUCGACGCGUCCGUCACAGUCAGCACCGUCGUCAUAGCGGUCAGCGCUAUAAUAUACAACGCCGUCGCGGGCGCGAUCGCGACAAAGGUCAGCGCCAAGGUCAUCCCGCUCGUGUCCAUGGUGGUGGGCGGAGUCAGUUCCGCGACCAUCUACUUUUUGACGAGCUCCGUUCAAAAUUUGGUAGUCGCCAGCGUGUUCCAAGCAAGCAUGCUGACCGCCAACAUGACCAUAGGGAAUAUGGUGAUCGAGCAGUUUCCGACUAAGGUCACCGGAAUGGCGAUGUGCGCGAUUAUGUUUUUCGGCAGGACGGGGGCUAUUGUCAGCAAUUUUUUGUUCGGUUACUUCAUAGACGACCGCUGCGAAAUUCCCAUUUGCGUGGUGGCGGUCUUGGUGCUUUCGGGGGCAUUAUUGUGUUGGGCGGUGCCGACGAAGAAGGCGUCUGGCAAUAAGGUCACGCACGAGAUGGACACAAGGACAGGGACUCAAUGUGUACCGAGCUGACCGAAGGAGUUGAUA
Molecule: messenger RNA, 1539 nt
Organism: Cylas formicarius (sweet potato weevil)
Lineage: Eukaryota; Metazoa; Arthropoda; Insecta; Coleoptera; Brentidae
Product: synaptic vesicle glycoprotein 2A-like
Exons: 4
Coding region: 1-1524 (507 amino acids)
Biological process (GO): transmembrane transport
Molecular function (GO): transmembrane transporter activity
Source: RefSeq, a predicted model, not a curated record